AUGCGGCCAUGGUCCCCGCUGGGCUCCCUCGCGCCUCUCCUGCUCCUCGCCUCGCUCUCCUUCCCCCUGGGCCACUUCUGCCCGGCCGUCUGUAGCUGCCUGGACUACCACACGGUGGACUGCCGGGACCAGGGGCUGCCCAGCGUGCCCAACCCCUUCCCCCUGGACGUGCGCAAGCUGCUGAUCGCCGACAACCACAUCCAGGCCAUCCCGGCCGACUUCUUCAUCUUCUACGGCGACCUGGUCUACCUGGACUUCAGCCACAACGCCCUGGCCAGCCUGGAGGAGGGCACCUUCAGCAGCUCCGGCAAGCUGGUCUUCCUCGACCUCAGCUACAACAACCUGACCCGGCUGGCCGCCGGUGCCUUCCGCUCAGCCGGCCGCCUCAUCAAGCUCAGCCUGGGGAACAACCACCUGGCCGAGGUGGACCCGGCGGCCUUCGAGAGCCUGGAGCAGCUGCAGGUGCUGGAGCUGAACGACAACGGCCUGCGGACGCUGGCCGUGCCCGCCCUGGAUGCCUUGCCCAGCCUGCGCAGCCUCCGCUUGGAGGGCAACCCCUGGCUGUGCGACUGUGACUUCGCCAGCCUCUUCAGCUGGCUGCAGGAGAACCAGUCCAAGCUGCAAAAAGAUUUCACUACAGGCAUGUCUGUCUAA
Molecule: messenger RNA, 654 nt
Organism: Euleptes europaea (tarantolino)
Lineage: Eukaryota; Metazoa; Chordata; Lepidosauria; Squamata; Sphaerodactylidae
Gene: LRRC38
Product: leucine rich repeat containing 38
Exons: 2
Coding region: 1-654 (217 amino acids)
Cellular component (GO): voltage-gated potassium channel complex
Molecular function (GO): potassium channel activator activity; transmembrane transporter binding; voltage-gated potassium channel activity
Source: RefSeq, a predicted model, not a curated record